Molecule: messenger RNA, 1666 nt
Organism: Harpegnathos saltator (Jerdon's jumping ant)
Lineage: Eukaryota; Metazoa; Arthropoda; Insecta; Hymenoptera; Formicidae
Product: lipase 3
Exons: 8
Coding region: 23-1366 (447 amino acids)
Molecular function (GO): hydrolase activity, acting on ester bonds
Source: RefSeq, a predicted model, not a curated record
CAUCACUGUCGCUCCUCGGGUGAUGCUUUUUACGGUAAAAGUCGAGGAUGAACGUGGACAGCUAGCAGGGAAUACAAUAAGUGUAUAUAAAAUGCUCAUGAGCGAAAUUUUCGACUUUCUGCCAUUCGAGCACGUCAGGACAAUGUCGUCGGCACGACGACGGAUUUCCGCGAUAGUCACUCUAUACUGCCUCUCGACAGCGGUCGCGUUCAUCAUGCUGGAUAAUAAUCCUGACAUUUCACUCACGACACCCGAAUUGGUGACGAAGUACAAGUAUCCCUCGGAGAUUCACGAUAUCGUUACAGCCGAUGGCUACAUCUUGCAAUUGCAUCGUAUACCGUACGGUCUGAAUAACAACGAUGAAACGAGAUCCGAGAGAAGAACGCCGAUACUUUUGGUGCACGGUAUGGCAGGAAGCUCCGUCGGCUGGGUCCUUAUGGGUCCUGGCAAGUCCUUAGCAUACUUGUUAGCUGACGCGGGUUACGACGUGUGGCUUGGAAAUAACAGGGGCAACAUUUACUCGAGGAAUCACACCUCGCUAUCGCCGUCCAAUUCAAGUUUCUGGAACUUUAGUUAUCACGAGCUUGGUAUGUACGAUCUACCGGCGAUGAUCGACUACGUUUCCAAUACGACGGGACACGAGAGAAUCUUCUACAUCGGUCACUCGGAAGGCACCACACAAUUCUUGGUGAUGGCGUCGGAGAAACCCGAAUACAACUCGAAGAUUAUCUUGAUGAUCGCACUGGCUCCCGCGGCCUUCACCGGCAACAUGCGCGGGCCGAUCACUAAACUUACCAAGUUGGCGUAUGUCGGCGUGUGGAUCGGCGAGAACUUCGGCUACCCAGAAUUCGGUCCUCGGUCCAACUGGGGAAAAUUCGUGUCGAAUUUAUUGUGUCGGAACGCGGCGUCCACACAAAUCAUCUGCAGCAACUUCUUCUUUUUGAUAUCGGGAUUUAGCCGUGCAGAGUUGGACACGGAAAAUUUGACGGUAAUUAUGGGCCACGUGCCCGCCGGUGCUUCCUGGAAACAGUUCAUUCAUUAUGCACAGGGAUAUAUUAACACAGGAUACUUUAGGCAAUACGAUUAUGGCAAUAACGAGAGAAAUCUGCGCAAAUAUAAUUCGACGGUACCACCGGACUACCAAUUGGAGAAGAUCACAGCACCGAUCGUACUAUUCAACAGCGACAACGAUUGGCUGGCAACUACGAAAGACGUGGAACUUCUGGUUGCGAGGCUCAACAGCGUCGUGCUUCAUUACAACAAUGGUUCCAUAAACACCUUCAAUCACUACGACUUCAUAUGGGGCAAGUCGUCUCUGCAGGUCGUGUCCCGACCUAUCCUGCAACUGUUGGCCCAAUAUCAAUAGCGGAAUCGUUUCUGGCCUAAUGAGAGGGAAAGAGUCAUAGAGAAGAGAUAUAAUAAAAGAAAUGUAUAACGAAUCGUUCUAAUUUAUUGUUAUUAUUAGUGUCAGUAAUAGGUUGCGUUUACAUAUGUAUAUAUGUAUAAUCUGCACUUGUCUAAUCCAUUCGUCAUGUCAGACAUAGCACUGUCGAAGAAAUCCGCAUCUAACGCAAAGUAACUCUUCGAUUAGUGUGUCUCGACAUAGUAAUACCGUCGCUCUCUAUAUAUACAUUUAUACAAACCUCGUUUAGUCAAUCGAUCCGCG